AGAUUCUAAAAUACUUUGAAAAACAUUGAAACCAAACUUAGAUCAAGAUCUAGAAUGGCUCCAAUGAUUAAGGCUCUUAUUGCUUUAGCAUCAAAUUAAAACUUUUCAAAUCAAGAUGUUUUGAAAUCAAUUGUUGAUGCUCUUAAUGAUUUUAGAAAUGCUGUUGUUGAUUAAAUCAAUGAUUUAACAGCCUAAGAAGCUUAAGAUGUUGUUGAUCAUGAAGCUUAUCUUGAAUAAUUAGAUACUGAAUUCGCAGAAUUUGGAAGAUAAAUAGACAGAGCAACUGUUGAUUUGACUGCUACUAAUGGUAUUUAAAUAUAUAUAUUAAUAAAUAGAAAAAAUUGAUUCCAUGGUUGAAUUUAGAGAUUAAAGAGCAGCUGAUUAAAAAUAAUACACUGCUGAAUUAGAAUUAGAGAACAAUACUUAUGCUGAAGAAACCGAUAUCUAUACCAACACUAAAAAUGAAUUCACCAGAGAAUUGGGAAUCAGUGAAUAAGCUUUAGCUCUUGUUUAAAGCGUAGAUUUCUCAAACAUUUAGGUUUGAUAUUAAUAAAACAAUAAAUAAAUAUUUCAUU
Molecule: messenger RNA, 575 nt
Organism: Paramecium sonneborni
Lineage: Eukaryota; Ciliophora; Oligohymenophorea; Peniculida; Parameciidae
Source: the annotation of a GenBank genome assembly